Messenger RNA from Fonsecaea erecta, 1251 nucleotides. RefSeq lists its product as hypothetical. The record is from RefSeq and is a predicted model, not a curated record. Lineage: Eukaryota; Fungi; Ascomycota; Eurotiomycetes; Chaetothyriales; Herpotrichiellaceae. Bases 1 to 1251 code for a protein of 416 amino acids. Gene Ontology annotation, biological process: regulation of DNA-templated transcription. The transcript has 3 exons. Gene Ontology annotation, molecular function: zinc ion binding; DNA-binding transcription factor activity, RNA polymerase II-specific.
AUGGUCACUGAGUCUGGGGCAACCAUAACAAUGCCACCAUCUGUCCCCUCCACCUCGACUACUUCUGGUACCGAUGACCCCCUAACUUCGUCGUCCUCUCUGAAGACCACACCCCCCAACUCCAAAACUGAACCUAAGCCCAUCAAACUUAGAGCAGCGUGCAACCACUGCUUCUCAGCAAAGGUUCGAUGUGAUGGGAACAAGGAGGGCUGUCGUCGAUGCUCUGAAAAACGAUUGUCUUGCGUCUACAGCGAAUCCAGGGUCGGGAAAGUGGUAGGCAAACGACGAAAGCGGCCUCUUGACGACUCGAUCGGCACCAUCAACUCCCAGUCGUGGAUUGUCCAUAAUUCGCUCCCUAUCCAGUCUAUUCCCUCACCCGCCACCACCCACGGUUCAGACGAACCCAACAGGAGGCACGGCAAACCGCCCACAUGGUCCUCCUUCAUCGUCAACAGUGAUCCAGGUUUUUUGACGUUCGACGAGGCCACGGAGUCACUGGGCGCUCUGGAGAUGUCAGACAAUAGGAGCUACUCGAUGGCCAGCGACCUCAGUUUCUUCAACAAUAGUGGAUUACCCACCCCGGGACUCAGUCCUCCUCAAUUUACCCGAUAUCUGUCGCCGGCCCAGCUCGAAACUCGGCCUUUCACGAGACAUUCUUCGUGCCCGGUUGAUCCAUCCAAGUUGCAACCUCCAACUUAUGCCGUGCCAUUUUCCCGCAACACCGAACCUGGCCCGGAAGACGAAGAAACUGUGUGCAUCAAACUGCUCGCUCAUCUCAAGAAACAUUCGUCUGAUGAGUCACAGCCACGGGAGAUGCAGAUUGAGCUGUUGAAGAAGAGCAACGCCGCCGUACGGAGGAUAUUACGCAGUCAGUCGGUUCGAGCCGACUACUCAUGCCACUUGCUACUCUCGAACAUCAUCAACCACCUGGUGCGGAUAUGCGAGCGGAUUUGUCAAGGCAGACUGGAUGAGAGCGGCCUGGGGAACAUUGAAUGCCAAUUCCUGCAAGACCAAAUCCACUUUGAAGGCAUGCCGGCUUUCUUCGACACCCCGGUUGCGUCAGCUGUGCCGGCCCCAGACCAGGACCUGCUGGGGGGCCUGGUCAAAGAAGUAAUCGCCUUUACUUCAAUAGUGGGUGAAUUUCUGAAGAAAAAGCCUGUCUACGGGUUCCAGAAUCUGGGACGGCAUGAGACCUUUCAUGUGGAGUUAGAGCAGAGGCUAAAGAAGGCGACCGUCCUGCUACAGUCUUGA